AUGUCUGUUGUUUUAUCGGACGGAGAAGAUGCCAACCAUAAGAGUAAUGAGGAUGACGCAGAUUCCACUGUCACAGGUAAUAACACUGGAAAUCAUAUGGCAAGAACGGGCAAAAGGUGGUCUGGUAGUAGUUCAAGGAGGCCUCAGUUGAAGGGUUUAGGUUCUGAUAAUGUUCACGAAAAUGUUGCUACCGGAGAUCAUAUAUUUCCUGGACAACUAUAUUCUACGGAAUCAGGAAGACUUUUCCAUGCUGGUAAAAUUAUUAUUGUUUUAGUCGGUUUACCAGCAACUUCCAAAACGCUUCUCUCGGUAGCAAUUACGAGGUAUACCAAAUGGUUAGGUGUAAAAACGAAAUCCUUCCAUGUAUCAGAAUACAGGAGAAGACAGGGGACUGAAGUUCCUGAUGACUAUUUUUCAGCACUUCCAACAACGAAAGAAGGCCUUGAAGUAAGGGGGAAAAUUUUCGGACUUGUGUUUGAUGAUAUGGUUAAUUUUUUUCAAGAAACUAAAGGGCAAUUAGCAAUCUAUGAUGCUCUCAAUAUUCGCCGCAGUGAAAGAAAAGAGUUGGAAACGAAAUUUUCUGCCUUCAAUAUCAAAGUUUUAUUCAUCGAAUCAGUUCUGACAGAUGCCGAGCUAGUGAAUCGGAAUAUCAAGAUGGCGGCACAGUCUUUCGACUACCAAGGCGUUCCAAAGCAUCAGGCAAGAAACUCUUUCAUGCAAAGAUUAUUGGUGAAUAAGCCAUUAUAUGAGGAAAUUAUUCCAGAGGAGAACUUGAGCUAUGUGAAAUACAUCAAUUCCGGUCAGAGACUAAUUGUUAAUAACAACAGAUAUGGGUACCUUAUCAACAAGAUAGUGUUCUUUCUGAUGAACGUGCGAGACAAAAGAGGGUGCGUGUAUUUUGCUCGUUGCGGAACUAGUGACAACGACAGAUAUAUCGACGAUGAAGUUCUGAAUAAAGAAGGAAGGCGCUAUUCAAAAAUUUUAACAGAAGCUGUUCUGGACAGAAUAAACUCCAAAAGAUUAUCUCGCAACGGAACUCCGACAUUCGCAUCAAAGGCUUCAACUCCGACACCAGAAGGCUUGGUCAUGAAUGAAAGCUCUGGUUUAAUUCCCACCGUUACCACGUUACAAAGAACACUGUCCCGGGGAAACCAUAAAGUGAGACAAAUCCAAUCUUGGGACGGUGCUGAUGACGACUCCUUUGUUGUUUGGACUGCGCCAAGAAAAAGAACCUAUGAUACUGCCAAAUAUUUCCUGGAGAAAGGAAUUGCAGUUCGACAAAGGUUCCAACUGCAACAGCUGCACCCCGGAGUUGUUGCAGACCUUACGGAGGAAGAGAUAAAAGCGCAGUAUCCAAAGGAGUAUAGCGAAUAUAUCAAGGACAAAUACCACUACCGCUUCCCCAGGGCCGAAUCUUACCAUGAUUUGGCCGUUAGAAUGGAACCUUUACUGUUGGAGAUUGAACGCAUGUGUGGCGAUGUGCUGAUCAUCGGCCAUGAGUCCACGUUAAAGGUGCUGUACGGCUAUUUGAUGGCAUGCACCUGCGAAGAAUUGCCGAGCCUAGAAUUCCCAAGAGAUGAAAUAGUCGAAAUUUCAUUUAGUCCCUUUCAGAACAAAGCUGAAAGGCUACCCCUAACUACUGCAUGA
Messenger RNA from Zygotorulaspora mrakii, 1647 nucleotides. Its product is annotated as bifunctional fructose-2,6-bisphosphate 2-phosphatase/6-phosphofructo-2-kinase. Gene Ontology annotation, biological process: fructose 2,6-bisphosphate metabolic process; fructose metabolic process. Gene Ontology annotation, molecular function: fructose-2,6-bisphosphate 2-phosphatase activity; 6-phosphofructo-2-kinase activity; ATP binding. The transcript has a single exon. The record is from RefSeq and is a predicted model, not a curated record. NCBI's taxonomy places the organism in Eukaryota, Fungi, Ascomycota, Saccharomycetes, Saccharomycetales, Saccharomycetaceae. Gene Ontology annotation, cellular component: cytosol. Bases 1 to 1647 code for a protein of 548 amino acids.